Molecule: messenger RNA, 1013 nt
Organism: Cariama cristata (Red-legged seriema)
Lineage: Eukaryota; Metazoa; Chordata; Aves; Cariamiformes; Cariamidae
Gene: ESS2
Product: DiGeorge syndrome critical region gene 14
Exons: 8
Cellular component (GO): catalytic step 2 spliceosome
Source: RefSeq, a predicted model, not a curated record
AGUUUAGAGUCGAUAAUUCAGCGAGACUUCUUUCCUGAUGUGGAGAAGCUACGAGCGCAGAAGGAAUAUCUGGAGGCUGAAGAAAAUGGUGACUUGGAGAAAAUGAGACAAAUUGCUAUCAAGUUUGGCUCCUCCUUGAGUAAAUCAUCGAGGGACACACCUGCACCCUAUGUUACUCCAGCCACAUUUGAAACCCCAGAAAUGCAUCCAGGUGGCCUUCCGCUGGGGAAUAAAUCCAAAGGUGGCAUAAAAGCUGCAGAGGAAGGAGAAGCAGGAAAAGAUGAUAAAGAUGCACUUCCCAGUUUGGACAGCUUCUUAGCAAAACACACGAGUGAAGAUAAUGCUUCGUUUGAGCAGAUCAUGGAAGUGGCCAAAGAGAAGGAGAAAGUUAAGCAUGCUUGGCUGUACAGUGCAGAAGAGGAGUAUGCCCAGCGACAAAAUCAGAGCCUGGUGCUUCCUUCAGCAGAACAGGAAGCUCUGGAAAAUGUGAAAGCUGGACUGGAGACCUGGGAAUACACAGCUCGAAACACCCUCAUGUAUUAUCCAACAGGUGUUCCUGAUGAGGGUGACGUAUUUAAGAAGCCCAGGGAAGUUGUCCAUCGAAACACUCGUUUUGUGAAGGACCCUUUUAGCCAAGCUGUGAGCAAAUCACAGCUCCAACAAGCUGCAGCCCUCAAUGCUCAGUACAAACAAGGCAAAGUGGGACCAGAUGGGAAAGAACUGAUACCCCAAGAGUCUCCAAAAGUGAAUGGAUAUGGAUUUGUGGCAACCCCCUCUCCUGCCCCUGGUGUGAAUGAGUCUCCUUUUAUGACAUGGGGUGAAAUCGAAAGUACCCCUUUGCGUCUAGAAGGGUCAGAAACACCGUAUGUGGACAGAACACCUGGACCAGCCUUCAAGAUCCUGGAGCCCGGGCGCCGUGAGAGGUUGGGACUCAAGGUGGCCAAUGAAGUGGCAGCUAAAAACCGAGCAAAGAAGCAGGAGGCGCUUCGAAAAGUGACAGAAAACUUGGCCAG